Messenger RNA from Cyprinodon variegatus (sheepshead minnow), 2234 nucleotides. Its product is annotated as neuropeptides capa receptor-like. The record is from RefSeq and is a predicted model, not a curated record. Bases 87 to 1307 code for a protein of 406 amino acids. Gene Ontology annotation, biological process: G protein-coupled receptor signaling pathway. NCBI's taxonomy places the organism in Eukaryota, Metazoa, Chordata, Actinopteri, Cyprinodontiformes, Cyprinodontidae. The transcript is spliced from 7 exons. Gene Ontology annotation, cellular component: plasma membrane. Gene Ontology annotation, molecular function: G protein-coupled receptor activity.
GAAAGCUGCUGGUAUUUUUUCUGCAUCCUCCCUCAGAAAGAGCUCUUCAGAGGAUCUUACCACAGCUCCUACCUGCCUGCUUCAACAUGAACAGCUCAGAGCAGAUUUCAUUCCUCUUCAGCUGUAAUGUCAGCCCCAGCGAAACGCCAAAGCUCGACAUCAGCGUCACCAAAAGUGAACCGCUGAGAAUCGCUGUCCCCAUGACCAUCUUUUACAGCCUCGUCUUCUUGCUUGGAGUUGUAUUCAAUGGUGUGAGCAUGCUGACCCUUCUUAUGGACGCUCAUAUGAGAGUCAGUGCCAUUCGUGUCUAUCUUCUGAGUCUGGUUAUUUCAGACCUUCUACAGCUGUUGACCAUCCCAGUCACUUUAUAUCGCUAUUACUGGGAGAGCUAUCCAUGGCGCCUCGGCCAAGCAGUGUGCAAAGUGUACUUCAUGGUCCGCCAGAUGUACUGUGCCUCCACAAGUUGGGUUAUUGUAACCUUUACCACAGAGCGUUAUGCAGCGAUAUGCCACACCAUGUGGUCUGUCUCCAGUCUGAAGAAAUCUCGGCUGCCAUGCCUCAUCACCGUGUGGAUUGUUUCCUUGGUCUCAGCUGUGCCAUUUGCAUUGGUUUAUGACCAGGCACAUGCCUGCAUCCUGGACUACACAGCAACAAAGCAGGAAGAUGCCUUCAAGGUGUCCACCAUGUGCGAAAUGACAGAGCCUGAUCCUGCACACAUCUACAAAGGAGCUUUACUUUUGAGAGCAGGGCUCUUCUUUCUGGUCCCUCUGGUUUCCAUCUUUACACUCUACAUGCUCAUCCUUCUCCACUUACGAAGGAAUGGUCAUCAAAGGAGGAACAUGGGCCUUAUGAGACCAGACUUUGAAGGAAGGCGGGAUAUUCAGUGCCAUCGGAAUGGAAAGCUACUUUCUAAUGAAAAGAAGGCUUUAAAACUUAUGGGUGCAGUCGUGGUAGCUUUCUUCCUCUUCAACUUUCCAGAUAUGGCCUCAUCACUGAUGCAGGUCUAUGUAGUAGUGUGGUCAGACACAGUCCUUUCUGUCUAUACUGUCCUGAAAUCAUAUUUAUCCCUUCCUCUGUGGUACAUCAAUGGUGCUCUGGACCCGCUUCUCUUCUGCAUUUCUUCUCACACAUUUCGCAGGGCCUGCUGGAGAACUUUGAGGAGGCUUAGACCUCGCUGUUACUGGAACCACCAAGGUCUGUCUUGGCGUAGGACACCCAGUUCCAGCGAGGAUGCGAGUACAGUGACCACAGAACAAAAGAAACAAAGAAAACUGGAUAUAGAUAUAAGACAUAUGAAAUUAAACUGACAAAUAUUAUACAUAUUAAACUCACAAAGAUAAUAAAUAGGAAGGAUUAUUAUCAAUAAAAACUGGAACAGCACAGAUCCAAUAUUCAAGGGACCUGGAAAAUAUCAAACAAAAGAAUUAGAAAUGUAAAUGAAAGUCGACAUAAUCCAAACAACUUUCUAAAAGAUGACAUUUUCAUAGAUGAUAUUAAAGAAUUAACAAAUGUUAAUGAUUUUUUGGUAAAUGUUGGGCCUGUUUAAUCAAAUAAAAUCAUAGAGCGAAGGGAAACAAAAGCUCUAAAUAAGGAGACCAUUAGAAGAAAUCCUAAUUCGGAGGGUACACAAAAGUGCAAUUAUACAAAUAGUAAGACAGUUUAAAAAUAAACAGCCUACAGACAGCUCUGACAUAAAUAGGAUGUUGGUUAAAGAUAUAACAAACUAUGUAGUAAGACCAUUCACAUAUAUUUGUAAUCAGUCCUUUAUCACUGGCAUAUAUUCCAUAGCAAAAAAAGUGUUAAAGUAAUUCCAUUCUUUAAAAACAGCAACCGACAUCAGUUCACUAAUUACAGGCCUAUCACCCUAAACUGCCAGUAGCCAGAUUGAUAUGUGUAGGACUUAGCUGAGUUGAAAACUGAGAUCUCAUGAGAAACCAGGAAGUAACCUUCUUGUGCAAAGUUACUAUUGCCCUGCUCCCGCAAUUUUCCAAAAUCUUGAAAAUAAUGUUUGCGGAAAGGCUUGACACUUUUAUAGAGAAAAGUAACUUAUUGAGUCAGCAUCAGUAAAAUGGCUUUCAUGAAACCGGUUGAAGACAUUACAACGGCAACCGAUGGUAAAUGGUAAAUGGCAUGUACUUAUAUAGCUCCUUUUUUCAAGUCAGGAGACUUGAUCUAAGCGCUUUAAACUACAUUAAUUCACCCAUUCACGCACACACUGAUGGUGGCAACCUACA